UAUAUUGCUUGAAAAAAAUAUAUGAAAAAAAACGGAAAAAGCUUCAUUAAUGAAUUCCUCCCAGAUUCUCCAGAAGUCUCCCUGGAAUAGUUUUGCGCCAAUAGUCACCAUUAGAAGUGUAGGAUUUCAUGCUUCCGGAUUUCCUAUUAUCGCUGAAUCAUCCUGUAUACAUUUACUUGCAAUUUCAGCUCUUCAUGUCCGAUUAGUAAAUUUUACCGACCAAAAGUCGACAUUCAAAUGCUCGAUUUGUACAAUACGUUAACAUUUGAUAACCCCGACGGCGGAGUUUGGAAACAAGGUUGGAGAAUUCAGAUUGACGAAAAAGAAUGGAAUAGACAAAACAAGUUGAAAGUGUUUGUUGUUCCACAUUCACACAAUGAUGCGGGAUGGACUCGCACCCUGCUCGAGUACUAUUCGACUCAAACCAAACAUAUUUUGAAUAAUAUGCUGCAAAAACUGCCCGAAGAUCCUCGUAGAAAGUUUAUUUGGGCCGAAAUUUCAUUUUUUUCUAUGUGGUGGGCUGAAUUGGAUAAUGGUAAUAAGGAAGCAGUCAAACGAUUGAUAAAAAACAAUCAGUUGGAAAUUGUGACGGGGGGUUGGGUAAUGAAUGAUGAAGCAAGUUCUCAUUACAUCUCGAUAAUUCAUCAACUGACCGAGGGCCACCAAUGGCUAAAAAAACAUCUAAACUACACCCCCAUUAGCCAUUGGUCUAUAGACCCUUUCGGUCUGAGUUCCACUCAACCAGCUCUAUUGAAAAGUAGCGGACUUCAGAAUAUGCUCAUUCAAAGAGUGCAUUAUUCAGUGAAGAAACACCUUGCAAAAACCAGAAAUCUCGAAUUCAGGUGGAGACAAUUGUGGGAGUCUCCCAAAUAUCCUCAAAUUGACUUUGUGCAUGCGUGAAUGCCACCAAAAAUUAGCGAAUUUAUGGAAUAAAUUUGGAAUUGGGCGAAAAAAAAAUAAUUCACGAAAUUUUCGUUCAUCCGAUGUCAGACGAGACGACCCGAACGAAGAAUGGGAAACGCCCCGAUGCGCAACUUUCGUCGGAUUGCGUGGAUUCUGACUCCGGCCAAUAGGAAGUGGGGUUCCCCGAGGAAUUUGACCCCACGUGACCAUCGGAGUCUCGAAAUGUGUAGUAAAGUAGCGUAAAUAUUACUGGAAUGGAAUACCGAAGCUUUUUGUUUUAGCUAAAUGGUGGUAGUUUUCGCAUGUUGAAUGAAUUCAAGUGGGGUGUUUGGGUAUUUUGAAUAUUCUCUGACCCAA
Messenger RNA from Dendroctonus ponderosae (mountain pine beetle), 1260 nucleotides. RefSeq names its product alpha-mannosidase 2x-like. Gene Ontology annotation, molecular function: alpha-mannosidase activity. The record is from RefSeq and is a predicted model, not a curated record. Lineage: Eukaryota; Metazoa; Arthropoda; Insecta; Coleoptera; Curculionidae. Bases 238 to 900 code for a protein of 220 amino acids. Gene Ontology annotation, cellular component: Golgi membrane. The transcript is spliced from 3 exons. Gene Ontology annotation, biological process: N-glycan processing; protein deglycosylation; mannose metabolic process.